Molecule: messenger RNA, 3041 nt
Organism: Culex quinquefasciatus (southern house mosquito)
Lineage: Eukaryota; Metazoa; Arthropoda; Insecta; Diptera; Culicidae
Exons: 2
Coding region: 36-899 (287 amino acids)
Source: RefSeq, a predicted model, not a curated record
UCAAUAACGGAGUAGCAGCUCAUUGGCAGUCAACCAUGCUCAUGCUCAUGCUCAUGCUCAUGCUCAAUGUCAUGCCAGUGGUACCUGAAUUGGGGACAAUCCAAAACUUCCUGCAGCAGCAGAUUAAGCUGGACCUGUCGUCGGUACGUAACCUGCAGGUGAACGUGUCGAGGAACCAGGUCAUCAUCGAGACAACAACGCCGGAUCAAGCAUUUGCUAUCGCCAGGGACCACAAUUCCAAGCACUUCAUCGUGCAUGCGAAGAAGCGGUUACUGAUUCCCAUCUACGUGGAGGAUGGCGCCAUCGAGGUCAAAGUCCACGAUCUGCCACCUCGAAUGCCAAAUAACAUCAUCGAAGAACACCUUAAGCAAUACGGGGAAAUAACUUCAAUCCACAACGAGGUAUGGCACGACUUCUUCCCCGGUAUCCCAAACGGGGUUAGAGUCGCGCGAAUGAAAAUUAAACAGCCGAUACCCUCAUUCGUCCAGAUUGAGGGUAUGUCGGCGUACAUUGUUCAUAAAGACCAAAUAAAAACGUGUCGCUAUUGUUCGCAAAAAAUACACGCGGGACAAAAAUGCAACGUUACUAAACACAACAACAACACCAUAUCAGACGAAGAAGAUGAAGAUAACACCGUGAAGACAUCAGAGCCCGCAAAACUGCAGUUUACCAACGACAUCAUUCCCGAUCUUUCUUUUUUGGAGAGAAUUGAAAACACAGCCACACGACACAUCAGCAUCGACAACCUGACCAACGAUCAAGAAAAUCUACUUCAAAUGACAAAAAAAUCAAGCACUGUCCAGCAUUCUGCAGGAAAGUUUCAGGAAACGAAAAAAAAGAUUCGAAGAUUAAACCUGGCCCAAAAAUGUGUAAACAAGAAGCCAAAUAAAUAUUUUUAAGGAAAAAAACCCAACAAAUGGCCACAAAAUCGUCAAUUUGUGCAUUAACAUACUGUUGGACCCCUAGAAACAACCCUGGACAUCCACGACCGGAAACCGGUUGUCAUAAUCCGCGGUUCUUUUUGUGUUCUUCGACUAGAUUCUUCUCUUUCUUCUUCAUAGAAAGUCAGGACUCCGCAGACUGGGACUGCGACCGUUGGCGAUGUCUUCUUGGUUUUGGUGACCAACAGAUGGCCAUAUCGAGCGUCGACAGCCACCUGUUUCAAGGGAGACCGCUAUGUUACUGUUCAAAAUUGUUAAUUCAAGAGUACUUAACUUUGUGCGGUGGUGGGGGGCAGUUCUGGCCCGUCCGAUCACAAACGCGCCACCCCUGGUGCUUUUCUGCUGUGACCACGAUUGCCGUUAGUGUUGGUAAGAGCGAACCGUUCGCUCACUGACUGGAUGCCGCCCGACAUGCGUUGGCGCGGCUCGAUGUUGGGUACGCCGUCGCCCAGCUCGCUUCGUUGGCGCGGCCUCUUCUGGUUUCCAAUACGACUACUUGGUGGGGGUUCGUGAAUUCCAAUUUGCGUUCGACGGAUGUUCUGAUGCUAAAGAACGAGGCCGGUAACCUUGUCCGGGUGGACAGAGGCUCAUCAGAACAUCUCCACAUGACCGUGAUGGUUGUUGCUCCAGUUGAGCAACCGCUAAGCAGUUUCUCCUGUAAACGCCCAGGAAAAAACCGUCCUGCAACAAUGCAGGAAUGGCAGGAUUUCCAUCGGCUGGUGGACCAAACAGGAUUUACACAGAUGUGGACCAAACAGGAUUUACACAGAUGUGGACCAAACGGAAAUUUCGUCGAACAGUGGGUCAAACGGGAUUCCACCGGAUGGUGGACCAAAACAGACAGGACAUUCCACUGAACGAGGAACCAAAACGACAGCAUUACCACCUCGAAGGUGAUCCAAACGGAAUUUUGUCCAUGGUGGACAAGUCUACUGGAUCACGAAUCCAUCUCCUUCCCCGGAGGAGAUUCUAAACAGGAAGCUUACGACAGGUACAAGGAGGCCGACGUCGUCUGUCAGCCGUACGGGAGGCCCACUGGCCUGCGGCGUACUCGAUGUUGGUUGUGUCCGAUGCUCAACACCGAACCAAAUCUCUGAUGACGCUCGCUGCGCCCAAUAACCAGAGACGCAUCGAGCUCUAUAGGCUCAAUAAAAACUCUUUACCUGCUCUGUAUGGUAGAACAGAGCUAAGCCAUAGACUAAUUAAAGACUAAACACUCCGAACAAUUUUUUUCAAAAAGUAUGACUCAUAAGCUGUGAACCGCGAGUACCACGUUGAACCACACAUCGGUUCGCCCCUCGUAUGACAGAACGACCUGGCAGCGCUGGUUUUUUCGAUUUCGUUUUGUGCUGAUUUACGCGCGCAUCUUGUUUGUUUUUGUUUUGCUUAGCGAUCAAGGCAGGCUGCAAAUAAGUCAAUCAGCUGUGCAGGGAUUUUUGUUUGGCGCAACGAGCGAAAUUGACUGGUGUUUGGUUUUUAAGAUGAUUGCUGUUUGUCAUCAUUCCUCGUAAGCGAAAUCUGUUCAAUAUGAACACCUCGAUCGUCCGCGACCUUGCCGCCGGAUGAUUUGAUCAUCUCGAAUCUAGACAACUCGAUGGUAACGAUUGCCUGCGACACUCUACCAAAGGCCGGAUUUUUGGAACCGAAGUGCGCGUUUGGCAUUUCCAUGCUGUACAUUGUCCGUCCCAACACGUUCAUCGGUGAGGAUGUCGACUUCGGCGGGUCAACAUUUCCGGUCAACAUUCCGGUCAUCGGAGGCCACUCCGGCCAGACCAUUAUCCCAGUGAGCUUCCCCAGGACAAGAUUGCCACCCUGGCGGUACGCAUUCAGGAGGUCUUCAAGACCAAGACCGGUGCCGGUGCGGACACUCUCACGACGGCCUACGCUGAAGCCCGUUUUGCCCUUGCUAUGGCCCAUGCCAUGAACGGCAAAAAGAACGUGAUUGAGUGCGCGUUUGUCCGCUCGUCACUUACUUCUCCACGCUGCUGCUGCUGGGCAAGAACGUUCUCGAGAAGAACCUUGGUCUGCCCAAGGUGAACGCCUACGGACAGGAGCUGCUGAAGAAGGACAUAUCGGAGCUGAAGAAAAACAUCCGGAAGG